Molecule: messenger RNA, 1016 nt
Organism: Ectocarpus sp. CCAP 1310/34
Lineage: Eukaryota; Phaeophyceae; Ectocarpales; Ectocarpaceae
Source: the annotation of a GenBank genome assembly
AUGUCGCGCAUCGUGUCCACCUCGCGCUGCCCCAAGGGCCGCCUCCUGUACUACUUCCCCCGCAGCUCGCCGCCCGAGAGGACAAGCGGCGGGGUCGGCGGCGGCGGUGACGGAGGAAGGCAUGAGGUAGAAGGGGUAGCAGGAGCGGUGACGAGCGGCGGCGGCGGCGGCGGCGGCGGUGGUGAUGAUGACGUCAGCGGUAGCGGAGGGGAUGAUGAUCGGGCCUUCUCCGACUGGUGCGGCUGGCACAACGACCACAGCGCGCUCACAGGUCUGGUCCCGGCAAUGUUCCUCGACAGCGAGGGCAGAGAGGUCGCCAACGAGGACCCUCGGUGCGGCCUUUACAUACGCUCCCGACGGAAGGGCGAGCUUGUGAAGGCCACGUUACCCCCCGGGGAGGCGUCGUCGUCCUGUCUGCUUUUCCAGAUCGGCGAGACGACCCAAGUGCUGUCCGGCGGCGCGCUUCAGGCCACGCCCCACGCCGUUCGAUCGACGUCUCACGAAGGUGUGAGCCGAGAGGCGUUCGCGGUGUUUAUGCAGCCGGAAUGGGGAGAGAGCAUGGACGUGCCAAGAGGCACGGAGUUCGAGUCUGUGCGGUCUCUUCACUCGAAGAGCCUGCUCCCGCGAGCGGCGGCGCCCAUCACCGACAGGCUGCGCCCCGGGAUGGACUUCGGGGAAUUCACGGAAGCCACCUUCGCCGCCUACUACUGAAACUCGAGACGAUGUGACGACUUUGAAGUGGCAUUUUCCCCCCGUUCGAAUCGAAGACUUUUUAAAGGUGCUACUACUGCUGUAGGUUGUGUCGUUGCUUGUUUGUUUUUUGCUUGGGAGGGGCGGGGAGGGAAGGCGGAAGGAUCGGAGGGGCAUCAUCUGUGCCGUGUUUUUCUCAUUGUUCGUGCUUCAGGGAAGUGGAUUGGCUCGUUUAAGGUGGAUAUUGUUGUUGUCUUCACAGUAUAAUACGUUCCGGUCUCUGCUUGCAGUGUGUAAUACCUUCGAAUAUGCUCGUUUUCGGUGCG